AUGUGGCUACGAAUACUACUACAGGCUGUCAGGGACUACGCUGAUCUUAGUCUAAUGUAUGAGACUCCUGAUGACCAGGCAGAAUUCGCUUUUAUCUGUCUCUUCUUCAAGUCACCCCAGCUUGAUAUUGUCUCUUCCGUCGACCCCCUUCCUACCACUACUUCAUCCCCCAACACUUCUUGUGCAGUUAGUUGCCCUGCGGCGCCUACAUUUACCUCGUAUACUUCCUCAUUGUCGCGGAAGAAUUCCUUCAAUCAAGUCUCUUUUAUUCGACUUCAUCGCCUUCUCGACCUUGAGGCCUGUUUGCUUAAUGCAAUCGCCUUCCUUAAUCGUCUAGCCAUCCUUACCUCCAAGCUCUGCACCGGGUCUUUCCUAUCAAAUUCUUGUCCCUCGGCCGGAGUUCAUCAAUUCAAGAAUCUUUUUCAUGCUCGCCUGCUUCGGUCUGACUGGUUGCCUGAAGCUGAGCCAAACAGCACUGCUGCCUUGUUAAGUCGAGCUCGACGUCGAGCCCUUUUUACUAAUGCCCUGGCCCAGGUUUGCUUAGCCUUCGUUCAACGGCACAUCGGUCCUGAAGAUUUAGUAUUUGAUCUAUUUGGCUCUGUUCUGCCUGAACCACUCGGAUCUCAACAUGAGACUGAGCUCCAAGAUCAGGUUAGCUGGUUCCUUUUAUCCAAAACAGACUCUGAAUCAACUCGAUCAGUUGGUGAUGAUCUUCAAUUUGACUCUGACUCCACUCGGCUGAUUGACGUCCGUCGGUGUCUGGCCGAGGCUAUAUUCCGAGUACUUGGGGCCAACCCAAGUGCAACAUUUGACGUUAAUUGGCCCAAUCCAAUGGCAGCCCGGUUGCUGGCUGAACGGGCUCGCGGUCUUCUCGAGAAUAUCAUAACUGCGCCUGGUGAUUCUGCCUCUUGGAUUGAAGCCUGCCUCUGGGCGGCGGGUAGCUCCUCUUACUUGAAUGACGGGCAGAUUCAUCAGCGUCCGCUCUUCUAUGCAGUGGCUGGUAUCGAGACCAUAACACCCAAACGAUUGACCGAGGUUGAAGAUUUUCGUCUUCGAUUGGCCCGCUAUGCUCUGACCUGUGCCGAUCACACAGUCCAUUGUCCCACCGAAUUAUCUAUCUUCGUUCUCCCGCGCCUCGCCCAAUUAGUCUGUACUGCCGAACUCUGGCUUGAUCAGGCGCUGGAGUCAAGCUGUCAGCAACAGCAGCAGCAGAAAACGCACAUCUCCUCACCCUUCCUUUCAAUUUACCCUCCAUUCGCGGUCAUGCCAGAAGAGCCGACGUAUACGAUCUCCAGUCCAGAACGCCUUCUUUGGCACACCUUUCUGCACUCUGCUGCUGGACUGCCAGAGCCUUCCGGGCCUUUAUACGGCGUCGACAUGGCCCGCCUUUGGGCUCUUGCAACCGUAGAGCUUUCGAGCAAGGAUCUGGCUCUUUCCUUAGCUUACGCAGCAGGGCCACCUACGAUUAUGGCUUGGCGUCGAGGUCGAGGUCGACCGUCGCCAAGUGAGAAAAGAUUCGAUGCUGACAGGUUUGUGAGUGAAGAUAGUAAGGCUAGUGCUCAAGUGAUUUACUGGCCGGCGGUGUUGGCCAGUGUAAUUUGGGCCCAACAAGAGAAUAUGAGGGAAUCACCUGAUCAGCCCUCACAGCUCGAAUCUUCACUGCACAGCUGGCGGCUGCUGGCCAUGUCUGCAGCUUUUGAAUCAGAGAUGUCGCCACAUCAAAAGAACCUAGGAUAUUCAGACGCCAACCAAGGUCCGAUGCCAUCUCAAAAUUUUGAUUAUAUCAUGGCCGGGCUGCAAAAUCCUCUGUUUGAUGAAGCAUGUCGUAGUUGGUUGACCAGUUGGAUCCAGGAUGCCAUCGGGUAUAGAAUUAUUGAGAAUAUUAAAGCCCUAGAACCUGGACUCCCGCUGGACGCUUUCAUCUCUGAUAGUAAAGAUGACCUUGUGCGUCGUACUGCUAUCUUCCGCAUCUCUCAGCGUCAUCUACGCUUUGGGUUAAUUCUGGCCCGACGCUAUCAGAUACCUCCCGAGAAAGUUAUCUACGCUCGUCUUGAGGCUCUUCUGGAUGAUCACUCUUGCCCAGAGCUUCACAAAGAGACUUCCGGUCAUGAUGAGCCUGAACAACUGGAAGUCCAAGUAGAUCGCUUGAUUGAGCUUUACUUAACAAUGCCGGGCGCCGGACUGUCUGGCCUCAUUGCUUCCAUCGCUGAUAGUUUAUAUCCACAUCUCCCACCUGAACGGCUGCUAUUGUUGCUGCGUUCUAUACUACAGACUAUCAACAAGCCGGUUCAAAUCUCGCAGCUUGAUUCUGAAACCGGCUUGUUCCUGCUGCAUGGCCUCCCAUUGUCCUCCCACAUCUCCUUACUGUCGCUUUUGUCGCCCUCCUUAUCCACCUUCUCUAGCUUUGAUUAUGCCGGUUUCCUCCGCUGUGCCAUGCUCCCGGCAGGCACUAAUUCAUCUCCUGAUCAACAGCAGCGUCAGCUAAACCGGACUCGUCUACUUCGACAAAUUUGGCCUCAACUGAACUCGACAUUGGCGGCUCGUAUCCUGAUUAAACUGAUGGAGACACUUUCUGCUGAAGUGGAGCUCUGCUCUUCUUCUAUCUCGGCACUGCGACCGUCCACUGAAGCUAGUUUCCAGAGCUUUAAACAGGACUCAGAUUCACUAACAUCUCUUCCAGUAUGCGUGACGUUCCGGUCUAGCGAGGUCUUCUCUCUCCUAGCCAUUCGGUGGGUCAUAAAGACGACUAAGUCAGCUACUGAAAUACCGGAUCCUGUUAACUCGACAUCUGAGAUAAAUGACCAUAUCGACCUAUCGGUUGACCUUCCACCUCCUUGGAAUCAGUUGCUCCAUGAUUGUGUGGAUGUUUUUCCUGGUAUUUGUGAGCUAAAUUUGGAUGAAAAUAAAAGCAAUUCGCAGCUCGGCAGACCUGGCCUUUUGAGCUCCUGGGUAUUUUCUAUCCUUUUCACGAGACUAGCACUUCGUUUGCCCAUUCAUUUUCGACUUGCUUUGUUGCAAGAGGCGUCUAGAUUCGCAAACAGGCUUGCUGACUUGCUUGGAUCCCAUGUCCCAAAAGGAGAUUAG
Molecule: messenger RNA, 3084 nt
Organism: Protopolystoma xenopodis
Lineage: Eukaryota; Metazoa; Platyhelminthes; Monogenea; Polystomatidea; Polystomatidae
Source: the annotation of a GenBank genome assembly